Molecule: messenger RNA, 1482 nt
Organism: Blepharisma stoltei
Lineage: Eukaryota; Ciliophora; Heterotrichea; Heterotrichida; Blepharismidae
Source: the annotation of a GenBank genome assembly
AUGGCAGAUCCUAAAAAAGUUAAUCCUGCUAAUACAUCCCUCAUCUCCCAUACAUCAACAACCUCGAAUCCUACAGAAAGUUUAGCUGACAACCCUUCCCAAAGCGCCAACAGAGUGCUACAAGAAUUAAGAGAAAAGUUCAAUAUUUACCAUGAUAUUGCCAAUUCAGAUAAAGAAAUCAUCUUGCAAAGCCUCGAAAAGCUCAGCAAAACUGAAAGCACUGGAUCUGAUUUCUAUGCUUUAAAAUACAUAGAAAUCGGCAAAGCCUGUGACUGAAUCGAAACCAGAAAAGAUGCUUUAGGAAAGGCGGAAUUUGUAGAAAGCACAGUCAUAAGCGAAGAUAGAGAAACAACAAAAAAAAUGCUUGGAUUUAUUAACAAAAUGAAUAUUAGCAGUGAAAUUAUAAAACAGAGAGUUGAAAAACUAAUCGCUCUAUUUGGCCAUAAAGACCAAGCCCUUCCAACUCCUUCAAUUCCUUCUGAAGAAGAAAAAGGCAAAGCAUUUAUAAUAAACCCUCAUACAGAAAUCGAUUUCAAUCGAGAUCGCCCAAUUUACUGUAACCGAAUAGGUAUGAUUAUUGAUGAGAUCAUAUGGAAAGGGAAAAUUAAAAGCACUGGGGCUGAGGUUUCCAUUAAAAUUUAUAGAAGUAAAAACGAAGAAGAAGUAAGGAAAUAUGAAAGGGAAGGCAAAAUUAUGCAAUUUCUGCACAGAAGGCACCCAGUCUUCUUAGACUAUUAUGGGAUGUUUUAUGAAAGUAUAAUGGAAGGGAUUGAGCAGUAUCAUCUUUUGUAUCUAGUUACGGAGUAUUGUGAAUGCUCUCUCAUGGAUGAUAUGUCGCUCCGCACUCAAUUUCAGCAAUAUUAUAUAAACGAUGGCAGCUAUUAUACAAUUGUUCUAAGCCUUUUAGAAGGUUUCAUAAUACUUGAAGAAUUAAAAAUUUAUCAUCAAAACAUAAAGCCUCAUAAUAUUUUUCUUGCUAAAACUGGGCAACUCAAAAUCGCAGACUUCAGUAAUUCAACAUUUGACGAAGCCCCAGAAUCUACAUGUACGAAUAAGCGUCUACAUGCUAUAAAAGGAACAAAAAUUUAUAUGGCCCCAGAGCUUCAAACUGCAAUGGAUAGGAUUAUAACUGAACCUAAAGCUCCAAGGUACAUAAAAUAUAAGCGUAGAAAAGCUGAUGUUUAUUCUUUAGGAUUGACAUUCCUGCAGCUUUACUUUUUCAUGCCUGUCACAGAUAUUAAUAGAUGCACUGAUCAAGAUUAUAUGAAUAACUACUUGUAUCGGCUUCAACCUCCUCACGUUGCUAUUAUGCUAAAAGGGAUGCUUGCCUUUGAUCCGAAAUUUAGGUUUAGCUUUAAAAAUGCGAUAGCUGCAGUUCCGACCUCUUAUAGCAGCCAAGACUUUUCAGAUGACGACUAUCCCAUCAGCAAUUUCAGCUACAAACUCAGAAAAAACUCCACCAGCAAUCUGAACACUAGUUAG